AUGGCACCUUACAUUCAAGGAUGCGUUCAGGAACCCGCUGGCACCGAUCCCACCUCUAAGUAUACUCUCCAGUCUAAGAGCACGGUGCUCAACCACGACCAGGUCCUAAAGCCCGUCGCAGACGAUUUCAUGUACAAUUUCAAGUACAACCAUAGUCUCCCCACUACCAGCACUCUAGGCGUUGAGAUCCCGAUUGAUUGCAAUGCUCAAAAGGAGGCCGAGAGUAUCGUAGCGCGUCUCUCUACAGCCACAUCAGAGGGAGAUGCGCAAGCUUUCGCUGAGCUGUUCCUUGAUUAUGGCGUGUGGCGUGACAAGCUCUCAUUUACCUGGGACUUCCGCACAUUCAACUUCAAAGAGGCCAUCUUAAAAGCCGCUGUCGACCUUCUGCCUCAAACCAAGGCUAGACAUUUCAACUUUCUCGAGCCUGCGCCUUCCGUGUCUCGCCCAUACCCUGAUUUCGCUCAGCUGCAAUUUGUUGUAUCAUUUGAGACUGAGAUUGUCUUUGCUUCGGCCGUCAUCAACGCAGUACUCACUCAAAAUGGCUGGAGACUUUACACCAUGCAUACCGUUGCCGAGAGUCUCAAGCAAUUCCCCGAGCAGGCUGCACCAGAUGGACAUAUGAUCGGUGUCACUAGCUGGGAGAGUGAGAGAUCCGAGGCUAUCAACACUGUUGACCCCGAGGUGCUGAUCAUCGGUGGUGGCCAAAACGGUUUGGCUAUGGCAGCACGCUUGAAAGCACUUGGUAUGGAAAACCUGAUCAUCGAACGUAGCGAUGAAAUCGGAGAUAUCUGGAAGAAGCGUUAUGAAUAUCUUUCACUGCACUUCCCUCACUGGCCCGAUGCCCUACCAUACUUCAAAUACCCUCAAUAUUGGCCCACCUAUACCCCGGCUCAGAAGCAGGGUCUAUACAUGAAGUGGUAUGCCUCCGCUUUGGAACUCAAUGUCUGGACGAAAUCGGAGGUCGUGAAGGCCGAGCAGGACAGUGCGGGUAAGUGGACCGUUGUAAUCAACAAAGAAGGCAAGGAGUCUCGUACACUGCACCCUAAACAACUCAUCAUGGCAACAUCUUUAUGCGGUCUCCCUUCCAUGCCGGCUGUGCCUGGGAUGGCUGAAUUCCGAGGCGUGGUCCGUCACUCCAGCGCCCACAAGAGCGCCCGUGACUUUGUCGGACAGAAGGUCUGCGUCGUCGGUACCUCAUCCUCGGGCUUUGACACAGCUUACGAGUGCGCCCGCCUGGGAAUUGAUGUGACCCUCGUCCAGCGGUCACCGACCUACGUUAUGUCUUUGACCCAUUCUGUUCCACGCAUGCUGGGAGGUUACGCGCCCGACAAGAAUGGAAACCUCCCCGAUACCAACGUACAGGAUCGACUCAUGUUCUCUACGCCAGUUGGACCCGGAGAGGAACUCGCCAGGCGCACUGCGAAAGUUCUCGAGGACCUCGACACACCCCUACUCGAAGCUCUGAACGCUCGAGGUCUGCGAACAUGGCGCGGGCAGCGCGAUACUGGCAACUCCACACUAGGCCAGACUCGGAACGGCGGAUUCUACUUUGAUGCCGGUGCUUGCGAGGAAAUUAUCAAUGGCAACAUUAAGGUGGAGCCAGGCUUCAUUGAGAAGUUUACUGAAGAUAAGGUGAUCUUGAAUGGCGGCCGCGAGAAGGAGUUCGACCUAGUCGUUUUUGCCACCGGAUUUUCGAACACGAUCGACUCUAUUCGAGCCACCCUUGGAGAGAAGAUUGCCAGCCAAUGCGGACCUAUUUGGGGUAUUGAUGAAGAAGGCGAGUAUAAGACCGCCUACCGGGAAACGGGAGUGCCCAACAUGUGGAUCAUGGUUGGUUUCCUUCCAAUGACCCGGUAUGCCUCCAAACUAUUGGCUUUGCGACUGAAAGCUCUAAAGGAGGGCAUUUCACCCCCUCCUUACAAAAUUCAGGUUCCAUAG
Molecule: messenger RNA, 1938 nt
Organism: Penicillium soppii
Lineage: Eukaryota; Fungi; Ascomycota; Eurotiomycetes; Eurotiales; Aspergillaceae
Product: flavin-containing monooxygenase
Exons: 3
Coding region: 1-1938 (645 amino acids)
Molecular function (GO): flavin adenine dinucleotide binding; monooxygenase activity
Source: RefSeq, a predicted model, not a curated record